Messenger RNA from Vanrija pseudolonga, 801 nucleotides. RefSeq lists its product as uncharacterized. The record is from RefSeq and is a predicted model, not a curated record. Bases 1 to 801 code for a protein of 266 amino acids. The transcript is spliced from 2 exons. Lineage: Eukaryota; Fungi; Basidiomycota; Tremellomycetes; Trichosporonales; Trichosporonaceae.
AUGGCGCGCACCUCGUCUGCAAACGUCGGCGUGAGCGCGAGCCCGCUCUCCGUGCGCGCCAAGCUCGGCACGCUGAGCUGCGGCGUGGACGGCGGACUCGCCUCGACCGUCGCGAGUCUGGUCCUGCCGCCGCUCCACGCAGUAGCGUACGACGCGUGCGACGCGUCCGUCGCGCUGCCCCACGUCGCGGCGGUGCCUGCGCUCGCGGCGGACACGGCGGACACGGCGCUGGCGGUGCUGGCGACGCUGCGUGCCGAGCGCCACGAGCCGAGCGAGGCCCAUCUCCCCGUCCGCCAGCUGCGCGGUCUUCUCCCAGCCAGUCUACCGCUUCUCCCUCUCGCGUCUUCGUCGCCACCGCCCUCCCCCUCGCCCACCGCCCCCGCCCCCUCUUCAGAGACAGUCGGCAUGAUGCUCGGCGGAUACGCAGGCAACGCGCCGUCCCCGAACGCGCUCUCCGCCCGGUGGCGGCGCAUGACGCUCUCUUCCCCAAGGGCAGGCUUGUACCCGUACGCCGGGAGCGUGGAGAUCGAAUGGCCCGAGUCGGUGCGCCGCAGGCCGUAUGCGCGGCGCGGGCGCACGGCGUCGAGGUCGGCGUCGGACGGCAUGGGCAUGGGCAGCGUGCGCGGGGACGGCGCGGCCUCAAGCCCGGCCCCGCACCCGCCGCAGCAGAGCAGCUGGUCCAGCCCGAUCGCUAUCGCGCGCCCCACGCGCCGCCAGCGGCCCCUUGGGCGGGCGACUUGCCGCGUGGCGACAAGCUCGGGGUCGCGCGCCGCCGCGGCCGGUGGCGAGAGGGGGAGGUAG